AAGAGAGUCAGACCUGCUGCAAUUCUGCAAGCUGCAAAUAUGAAUUCUCUGUGGAUUCUGUCCUGCCUUGCCUUCAUUAGCACAGUCUAUGGCUGUGGGGUUCCUGCCAUUCCUCCAGUCAUCAGCAGCUACUCCAGGAUUGUGAACGGUGUGGAGGCAGUGCCUCAUUCCUGGCCCUGGCAAGUAUCUCUGCAGGGUGCGACUGGUUUCCACUUCUGUGGCGGCUCUCUGAUUAAUGAAUGGUGGGUUUUAUCUGCUGCCCACUGCAAUGUCCGGACUUCCCAUCAUGUGGUCCUGGGAGAGCAUAAUCAUUCUGCUGAUACUGAGGACAUCCAGGUCUUAAGAAUCGACAAGGUUUUUAAACACCCCAUGUUUAGUUCCGUCUCCCUCGGCUAUGACAUCGUUCUGAUUAAACUCGCAUCCCCUGCCCAACUCAAUGCUCACGUGUCUCCUGUGUGUGUGGCUGAGACCAGUGAUAAUUUCGCAGGUAGAAUGACGUGUGUGACCACAGGAUGGGGUCUGACCAGACAUAAUGCUCCUGGGACUUCUCCUGUUCUCCAGCAGGUGUCUCUGCCUCUACUGACCAACGAUGAGUGCAAGCGUUACUGGGGUGCUAUGAUUACUAAAACGAUGAUUUGCGCUGGAGCAUCUGGCAUCUCCCCCUGCAUGGGUGACUCUGGUGGCCCUCUGGUGUGUAAAACGUCUGGAGCCUGGACCCUGGUUGGUAUUGUCUCCUGGGGCAGCAGUAGAUGUAGCACCUCCACACCUGGAGUCUAUGCCCUUGUUACUGAGCUCCAUUCCUGGAUAAACCAGACCAUCACUGCUAAUAAAGUGCUACUUUGAGUAAAAUACAUGCAUUGUGUUUAUGGUGCUAUAAUAAAUGAUGUCAAUCAUUUACUGACCUCAUUUAUUAUAUAAAUGCACCAUAUCACUGUAUAUUACUUUCACUUUACAAACCUUACACGUUUUUGUUUCUCCUAUUUUGUAAUAUACUUCAUUAAUAUAUGAAGGUGAGUCAAAUGAAAACCUUAAAAGUGUGACAUAAAUUAGAAUUGAACUUAACCUUUUCUGGAGGAAUCCACACACUUGUUAGGUAGUGUUGACUUUAAAGCAAAUCAGAGGUCUAUGUUAAUUCCCUCAUUCUAAUAAAGUUAUCAUUUCUAUAGUAAUGGAUCAUUCACUGCGACUUAUAGCUGACUCUCAACAUCAUAUAAGUCUAAUAAUACACUAUAUGGCUAAAAGUUUGUGAACACCUGACCAUCACACCCAUGUGUGUCUUCCUCAUACUGUUUCAACAAAGUAGGCAAAAAUAAAUAAAAUAAAAUAAAAAAAAGCUUGUAAUGCGAGCAUAAGGUCUAUAAAAAUAUAGCAAAUAUCUCUUACUGGAAUGUGCACAAUAAUUGUGCUAUUCACACUGUGCAAAAUUGUAUAGCCUUAAACUUUUUACUUAAUCAAACACUAAUUAUUAGAUUAUAAUAGUUUUUUUUUAUAUUAUAUUAGCUUCUUGACAAACUUGAAUAGAGAAGAGAAAAUAUACAGGCCUUAAAUUGUAACAUUCCAGGAUAAUCAGCAUGAAAGAAUCCUCAUGAGACACCUUUGUACGAUUAUAUGACUUUGCAUAUAGAGAAUGAUCUAAUAUGUAAAAGUGCAUAGAAAGUGAGGAAAAAGUGGCUCAAGAGACAAAAGUUCAUAUAUUUCUACACAUGUACAGAGAUUACAGCGACACCUUUGUAAUACACAUUGUGUGGGAAAUGUACAGAUGGUUGCUUGGAAACACAAAUAUGCAAAACGCAAACUCAUUUGGUAACAUGUUAUUUAAAUAGUCCAAAGUAGACACACUGCAAACUACCUAUAGACUGUCAAAGCAACCUAACUUCUGAUUCUCAACCACAUGACAACUGGCAUUUAUUAUUUAUUAUUUUCCAACAUGUUAUAAUGUCCACAUGAAUGGAAUUGAAAUUGUUGAUAGUCAGUGUAUGAGCUACUAUAUAUAGAGCUAUAACCUG
This is a messenger RNA of Pangasianodon hypophthalmus (striped catfish), 2006 nucleotides long. RefSeq names its product chymotrypsinogen 2-like. The coding region runs from base 40 to 843 and encodes 267 amino acids. Gene Ontology annotation, biological process: proteolysis. Lineage: Eukaryota; Metazoa; Chordata; Actinopteri; Siluriformes; Pangasiidae. The record is from RefSeq and is a predicted model, not a curated record. The transcript has 7 exons. Gene Ontology annotation, molecular function: serine-type endopeptidase activity.